UUGUUAAUGUAUCAGGGUGGAAACACAUUCUUGUAAAAUGGAUUGCUCGUCAGAAUACGUAGAUGACUACGUUGAUAGCCAAAAUGUUCUAACAGAACAUUCCAAUGCCGUUCGAAAAAAGUCAAAGUUACCAGUAGUUAGCCGCGAACUGAUAAGCAACAAGGAAGAUUCCAGGGAUAUUUCCAUAUUAAAAUCUGCUUUUUACGAUGAAAUAAAGUCUGGAAGGAGAUUGCUGUUUAACAGUGCCGAGCACCAGAAGCGUAAACUUACCACAAAUCCAGUAAUAAAUACGAGUGCUUUUAAAAGAUUAUGGGGAAGGAGAAUUCGUGGUUCAUUCGUUGCUCCACUUGAGCAGGCAUGUCAAAAUACACGUAUUAAAAGAGUUAACACGCAUUGUGAAGUAGUUAACAACGAAAUCUUCGAAAAAAACAUCACUAGUGGGAUGAAAAGAAGGCUAGAAGUGAUGGAUGUGUGCAUGAAAGAAAAAGAAGAUCGAAUUGAAUGUAUGAAAGAAAUAAUUGAAACAUUUUUGCGAUCUUUCUCCGCAUCUGUGCAUCUCGCAUUGACAGACUCACAACAAGCACAUGGGUAUCUAGAUGCAGAAAUAGUGUUGCUUAACAAGAAAUUAAGCCAACGCUGGAGAAUCUUUGGUAGACACACAUUGCGAGAGGAGAAGAGACGUUUGUUAGCAGUAAAAGCAGUCUUAAGUACAACAACAAAAGAAUUGCAAGCAAAUUUGUGUUGUCUGGAGAAGAAAAAUGUAGAAAUUCAAAAGUUUACUUAAUUAAGAAAUUCGAUAUUUUAAAACUCACUUUCUUAUGAUGUCACAAAAUUUGGAAAUAUGAAACAAUAAUAAGCUUUUUAAUCGGAAAAUGGCGUUGGUUAUGACAUAUAAACUUUUUAUGGUUUUAAAGUUUUUUAGACUU
This is a messenger RNA of Hydractinia symbiolongicarpus, 926 nucleotides long. RefSeq lists its product as uncharacterized. Bases 38 to 784 code for a protein of 248 amino acids. The transcript has 2 exons. The record is from RefSeq and is a predicted model, not a curated record. Lineage: Eukaryota; Metazoa; Cnidaria; Hydrozoa; Anthoathecata; Hydractiniidae.